AGCAAGCAGUAGUUGAACAGUCGUACUACCUGCAGUUCUCAGGGAUGGCGGUCAAAAAGAUUUUUUCUUUGCUGUUUCUGAUGGCAGUUGCCAGUGUACUUCUAAUGUUAUCAUGGGAAUAUUUAUCAACAACCAGCAGUUGGACUGCUUUCUCAGGAAAUAACAGAGAUGAAGACAGAUUGUUGAAAAGUUAUAUUGUAUUCUGGCAUAAAAGAGGAAACUCCACCCUGCCUGCUGUGUUUACAACAACACAUAAAGCAAAAAUUGCAGAUUUCACAAAAACAAACCCAGUAACCGAUCAAAUGGAAGCCUCUACACGUGGCGCUGUGGCUGAGACUCCCAUGCCUAUCCUCUCAAGAAACUCCUUCAAGAAGCUUCCUCAGUGGGAUUUUGAGGAUGUUUAUAACCAAGAUGCUCCACCCAGACAGACAACAUGUGCUGAGUCUCUGCGAAACUCUAAAGAUGAGAGCUUCAAGAAGGCUUUCCUUCCCAACAUACGUUUGUUUCUGCACAAAGACAGCAUCAACAUGAGCGAGUGGAACAGAAUAUCACAUUUUAAUAAUCCUUUUGGUUUUAUGGAGUACAAGUAUAACGAUGUGAUGACUUCGCUGAAGUUGAUCCCAAAGCCAAAAGAGCCACUGCUCCUUCCAAAGCCAGGCAGUGGCGGGUGUGUGAGAUGUGCUGUGGUGGCCACUGGUGGGAUCCUCAAUGGCUCUAAAAUGGGGAAAGAGAUCGAUGCUCACAAUUACGUUUUCCGGAUGAACGGUGCAGCCAUCAAAGGCUACGAGGAAGACGUAGGAAACAGAACAUCAGUGUACGUUCACACGGCCCACUCCAUCACUAUGUCGCCGUAUUUUUUCAAGAAGUACGGAUACACAUCUGCACCUCAUGAUGAGGGUAUAAAAUACGUGCUGAUUCCUGAGGGGAUGAGGGAUUUCAACUGGCUCCAGGGUCUUCUCAAAGGAGAAAGGAUCUCUGCUGGGUCAUAUCGCAACCAUCGGCCGUGGACGUUCUAUGGCGGGCAGUACAAUGAGAGCCGCUUCUAUGUUCUGCACCAGGAUUUCCUCAGAUACGUGCGGAACAGGUUCUUAAAGUCUCCUCAUCUGAAUGGUUCACACUGGGCGAUAGUCAGACCAACCAAUGGAGCAUUCACUCUCUUCCUGGCUCUGCACACCUGUGACACUGUGAACGCAUAUGGAUUCAUGACUGAGGACUACAAGAAAUACUCCAACUACUAUGUUGAGAAGAAUAUUAAAACCAAUGUCAUUUUCUACGCCAACCAUGACUACAUCCUGGAGAUGAAAUUGUGGAAGAAAUUACAUGACAGCAAAAUAAUGAGGCUAUAUCAAAGAACAGACUCAGAAACUGGGACAGAAAAGCUGAAACAACUCAGAUAAACUUAGGUCAUUUUACUUGUCUGUUUUUUAAACUGAUGCUAAUUGUUUACGCUCCUUGGAAGAGAUGAGGAAACUCAAACCCCGAGCCAAUGUAUGACAACAGUUUCUGUAACACUGUCCGGAUUAAGUAUGUGAUAAAUGGAGGCCUUGAUAUGUUUUUUUUCAGUCCUGGUCUGACAAAAUAUACUUAAUAAUUAUUUUAGGUUUGGACUGUUGGUUGGACAAAACACACAUUGUGGAUAUGUCACUUUGGGUAAUUGUAGCGGCAGUAGUAAAAAAAGGCCAGCCUUCCUUUCUUUCCAUUUUCUGGGGUUAUCUUUUCACACCGCCCGCCAUUUUGGCCACAGCAGUGCAAUCACAUGUCUAGUUCUAUAAAACACC
This is a messenger RNA of Micropterus salmoides (largemouth bass), 1778 nucleotides long. RefSeq names its product alpha-N-acetylgalactosaminide alpha-2,6-sialyltransferase 1-like. The transcript has 9 exons. Gene Ontology annotation, molecular function: sialyltransferase activity. NCBI's taxonomy places the organism in Eukaryota, Metazoa, Chordata, Actinopteri, Centrarchiformes, Centrarchidae. Bases 45 to 1397 code for a protein of 450 amino acids. The record is from RefSeq and is a predicted model, not a curated record.